This is a messenger RNA of Schistocerca gregaria, 13928 nucleotides long. Its product is annotated as chloride intracellular channel protein 5-like. The transcript has 3 exons. Lineage: Eukaryota; Metazoa; Arthropoda; Insecta; Orthoptera; Acrididae. Gene Ontology annotation, molecular function: chloride channel activity. Gene Ontology annotation, biological process: chloride transport. The coding region runs from base 1294 to 2130 and encodes 278 amino acids. The record is from RefSeq and is a predicted model, not a curated record. Gene Ontology annotation, cellular component: cytoplasm; apical plasma membrane.
CAGGUAAGUCUGCAGUUUAUUUUUUAAUUCGUUUAUAAUUUGCUGUGAUACGUACAGCGUCCGAGAGUUACAUGUUAAAAUAACGGGAGACGACAGAUGCACAGUAUUCUCGUUCAUCGUCCGUUGUCGCAAUAGUUCCGGAACUAUUUAUAAAGGAAGGCCAGCGAGUUCUUUUAUUUUUUGGCCCCACAUAUAGACCGCGUCUUGCGUCAUGUGUUUUCGACGUUUGACUUCCCAUGCUGUUUUACGUUAUGUUCUUGUGUCUUUUUCUAACUUCGUUCACGGCCCAUUUGGUUCAUGCCUAGCAGUUAAAGUUAGGUUAUGACGCAACGGGUGUCCAAUAGAGAAUAAUUAUUGCCUCGAGUAAGUGUUAGUAAAGCGUGAAGGAGAGGUGGACCAGAGAUCCUCUGGCGUCGGAUGGGCGUCACCGCUAACAGAAGAUAGCAUCUAUUUUUCUGCGUAUUGCGUCGGCGCUCAUUUCAGAUCGGCGUCGUACUCGGGACACCGGAGACGGUAGGAAAGCUGCAAAGUCAGUUACCAGCAUCGUUCGUCAGCAGAAAGGCGCCAUCUAAUGCCAAUGGUUUCGCAUUUUACUGAGACACUAGUUCCCCUGUUUCAGCGAAAGUGCAGUAGCCAGUGCAAAUUCUGCCUUUGACGAGACGAGGUGAAUUUUAUGUUGCGAUGGAUUGAAUUAUUUUACAAUAAGUAACAUUGUGGAAGGUACCUAGUGGCAAGAUCGGCUGUGAACUUAUCUAUCAAUGAUACACUAGUGUAGUGAAUAUUCCUGUGUAUAUCCGAGUAGGACAUACUGAGGCGGAACAAUUUCUGUCUCAAAAUUUAUCGGACAGAAACAGUGAUGUGAUUAUUACGAGCUGUAUUUAUUUUAAUUUCAUUUAGCGUCACUUUUGUGAUUGACAGUAGGGAUAAAAAUAGCACAAACUGGUUCAGACAAAUUUUAAUUCGGCAGAACCUUGACAAAAUACUUUUCUUUUGUUCGUUUUUUAAAUAUUGUUUUGAAAAGAAAUAGUUCCGUAAGGCAUCAGUUCCAUUUUUAUUUGUGUUGUACUCUGUAUAACAAAACGAAUUAGAAGAGUUACGUACCUUUGGCAGAGGGAAAGUUACAUUUGCCUAAGAGUUGGGCAGAGAUUGCCAGCCAUUUGGUCAUAUUAUAGUAAAAGAACCUGAAUACUGAGAGAGAUACAGAGAUUUAACAAAGCAUUUUCUUUAAUUUUGUAUCAGUGCUACGCUCCUGGUUUCUCAUAAGAACAUAUUAUUAUUUAAAAUUGUCAUACAAUGGCAUCGCACAACUCAAGUGACAACCAGUCCACUCCAUUUAUGACAUUGUAUGUACGUGCUGGACGUGAUGGUCGAUCUUUGGGAGCGUGCCCAGAUAGUCAGCGUUCCAUCUUCUUGGCUGAACUUAAAUCUCUUUCUGGUGACACCGAGCCACCUCUCAAGUACCGCAUCAUUCCCGUAUGUCCUUCUCGACCUCCUCCGGAGUUCACAUGCCUCGGAGAAGGUGGAGCAAGACUUCGCCUUCCUGCUGCAAAGUUGGAUGCCGGGCCAUGGGGUCCGGAGUCAGUUGUUGACAGCGCAGAUGACAUUACAGCUCUUCUCGAGAAAUACUUCCCAGGUGGUGUUGCAAAAGCUGCUACACCUGAGCUGGAGGCUGCUGCGGAGCUAGCGACCAGGGACAUGUUCUCCCGCUUCUGCUACUUGGUUCGCGGCGUGGUGCGCGACACGUCACAGCUGGAGGCGGAGCUGCGUAAGGCGGACGCGCACCUCCUGGGGCUGCGGGGGCCAUUCCUAACGGGUGCCGCGCCCACCCUGCUGGAUGUCGAGGUGCUGCCCAAGCUGCAUCAGGCGCGCGUCGCCGCACACACCAUCAGGGGUUACGAAAUCCCGGCUGAGCUGACCGGACUGUGGCGCUGGCUGCACGCGGCGUACUCGCUCCCAGCUUUUGUCGCGUCGUGCCCGUGUGACGCGGAAAUCACACUGCACUGGCUGGACGCGCUGGGCGAGUCCACGGCGAGCCCGGAGCGUCGCCGCCAGAUGCGGGCCCUGUACGAGGGCGGCCCGCGCUUUUCGCUCACUGUUCCCGUCCGCGCCACACCUGUUGUCAUAGAGUAGAGGGCGACAGUUCUCCGGUGUCGUCUGCUGUUACUGUGACGGUUAUUAAAGAAUUCACUGUGUGUGCCUGAGAGAAAAUAGACGUGGGUAAAAAAAAGAAAGAUUAGGUACAAAGUUCAUCUGUCACAGAAGGCUUAUCAAUUUUUAAAACCUAAGCUGAUAAAUAUUUAAUUGGGCACUACAUUAAUUUCUGUAUAAACAAUCACUGAACGCAUUAAGGGAGUGGCUGUGGUGGUCUAAUUUCUGCCCAUAGAAGCCCCAGGUUCAGUCCGACAUAGGGAGGAGAAAUUUUCCUCGUUCCACUCCACUACGGCCUCAGGUCUACUUAACCGUCCGUGGGUAGAUCUGAGUUGUGUAUACCUUUAGAGUCCCAAAAAUCUGUCAGACCGUCUUUGACUAAGUUUUUUAUGAUUUCAUCACGAGUUUGAAUUUUAAAUGUUGUGACUAAGAUUGUGAUAAUAUUUUCAUUCUUUUUGCUUACAAACAUUGUCAGCACAUAUUUCAUUUAAAGAAUACACCCAUCAUUGCUGUAUUUAUUGAAAUCACGAUUUUUGCCCGCAUUUGGCUGAAAAAAGCCUUGUAACACUUUCAGGUGGAUGGGAAAAUGUACACUGAACGCAUUAAGGGAGUGGCUGUGGUGGUCUAAUUUCUGCCCAUAGAAGCCCCAGGUUCAGUCCGACAUAGGGAGGAGAAAUUUUCCUCGUUCCACUCCACUACGGCCUCAGGUCUACUUAACCGACUAUCAGACGAGUGCUCGAUGGUCUUUCCUGGGGAUGAAAGGAUGUGGGCUGCCACCCUCCGUCGUAGUGCCACGGAGAUAGGCUUUACUCUACCUACAGUCGGGCUAAUAGCCUCAUUCUCAGCUUACGCCGUAGUCUUUUUUUAGCACAUCGAGAGAACAAAAAAAUAUACUUUGCACACUUGACAGUGGGCCAAAGCCAAAAUAAUUCAGUAAUAGUAAAUAGACGUACUCUUAGCCAUAAAUUUAAUUGAGGUGCAUGAUGAAAAUGCCUUCCCCCUUUUUGUUUUCUUCUGUGGGACUCAAAAUGCAAAAACUAAUGAGAAGCCAGUAUUUAAAACUCGUACUGUGUGGAAGCAGGUUUGGCACUGUUAGUAGAUAAUCUGUGCCUACUCAGGCAUUUCUUGUUUAAUACAAAUUGGGCAAUACCCCUGAUCAUUGCACAUUCAGUGAUGACUGCCACAUUUUUACCAACUGGUUACCAUCGUGCAGUGUGAGAUCGGUGGAAGCACAGUGUCUUAAGAAACUACUUAAUUGUAUGUAACUGUACAACAGUUGGCAACCACACCUAGCCUGGUAUUCAGCUCUUACAUUGCCCAGGUUUAUACAUUAUGGUGUCAGAUGCGGUGCUGCUUUGGUGACGUGUCAAACACUCGUAGCCUGUUGACACUAGAAGUCCUUUCGCUCACGAUUUUGCCUGCUGUUGGAUACUGUAAGCAGCAGGGCAAGCUGGGGGUAUGCUUUCACUGAACGUUGGUGUUCCUAAUCAGAAUAUUAGUACAUACUGGGGGAGUAAUACUCAGACUCAUUUAUCGAAGACUCGUGGACUUACCACUCAGUUUCCCUUAAUUCUUAGAGGUCUAGCCACACGGAACCAUUUCAGGUCCAGAAAGCCUGCCAUUUAUGCCAUUAUUUAAAGUGUUACUGGCACAUCUUUGGUCGAGAUAUCGUAAAGGACAGUAUACAAGCUCUGAGCUGUACUGUCUAUUUUUAUUUUUAGUUCUGUGCUUAUUUACAAUAAUUAUGAUAGAAAGUAUAAUAAUCCUUAAGAAAAAUUGUUAGUUGAGUUCCUGAGAAAUUUUGAACGUAUUUGGCUUUUGUAUAGAAAAUUGUAGUAGCAUUUUGACACUGUACAGUGCAAUGAGUGUCAAUGCAGUGUACUAAGAGCAAGCUCUAAUUAUGGUGUUCUACACGUCUUUCAUGGACAGUACGAGCCGUCUGCUCGACAUACGAAAGAUGACACUCGCAGGGGAUCUCGUGAAGCUGAACCUUGCAAAACAUUGAGGUGUCAUUGACAAAACCCAAAAGUGCUGCUGUCAUCACUGGAGGAUGAAAAACGACGUUCACUUUGUUCUCAAUAAGGUCCCGACCUCCUGUUUUUGAUGAGAAACUUCCCACGUGUGACAGGAAACCCACAGUUUUACAUUCUUCUCCAUCUUUUCCCUCAUCCCACCUCAGGCUCUAUUUGUAGUGCCUUACGUAUCUAUUGUGUAGACUACUUGUUUGCUUCAAAAACUUCCUAUAAGUGUAGAACCUUGUCCUGCCAAUCUGUCCCUAAUCUGGGAAGGGUGGUGCCAGACAUUUGCACGUAAAACAUAAGUCUGUACGAGUCAUGUUUUGAUAAGCUGCGUGCCCCUAUUGUACCAUUACCUUUUAGGUGAACUAAAACAUCCUAAAAUGGAAGGCAUUCCUCCUUUUUGAUUUACAUUUUAAACUUAAUUUUUUGUGGAUGGAAUUUAGACAGUUUUAAAAUUCAUGUAAUUUAUCUUCACCACAGGGCCACAUGACAACUGUGCUAUUGACAUACUCUUCCGGAAAAAGAAAUUAGUACGCCCUUUCAGAUAUCUCCAAUUCACUUGAGAUUUAUUGUUGCAGCAGUUCACCUGAGAUGAUUAGAUUUACAGAUCAAUAGCACGAGUGGUUCUGAGGUCCCAGGUAUCGAACCACGCUGAAACACCCACGUCAGUAUGUGGUGUAGCUUCCACGGACAACAACACAGGCGCUGACUCUGGUGCCCAGUAGGUAGUACAGAUGGUGAGUACUGUCCUGGGACAUGUUACGCCUCGCCUACUCAAUGUGUUCACGUAGUUGUCAGUUGACGAGUCACACGAGUCAGUUCUCAUCCCACUCGUGCUCGAUUGGAGACAGGUCUGGAGAUUUUGUUGCCCAGGGAAGUUGCUGCUUGUCUUGCAGAGCACAUUGAGUUUCACAGGCAGUGUGUGGGCGGACAUUAUCCUGUUGGAACAACACAUCACCUUCCUGUUUCAAGAACAGCAAAAGAAUGAAAAGAAUGGGUCUAAUAAUAUUCUGCAUGUACCAAGUGCUGCGUAGCCUCCAGACUUACUUUACUGUUUUGUGUCCGGAAACUACAAUUUUUUUGCCCAGUAUUUGGCAAUGUCCAAUGCUUCUUCUUUAGCCAGCCGUAAUUCGUCGAGGGUGCAUCUGUGGGAGCAGGCAGGGCAUUGUAGGAGGUGUUCCAUGUCCUGUCGAGUGCCACAGUCCCAUUUGUUGUCAUUUUCGUCCAACAAACCCCAUUUGAUCAGAUUAGAUUUCACAGGAUCCGCGACAGUUCUGAUGCGGUUAAGCAUUCUCCAUGUUUUCCAAUCACCAGAAAUGCCGCUUCGUGGGUCCUCUCUUAGUGGAUAGUAGAUGCGAGGCUCAUCUAAGGCGCAACUUAGGAAACGGCAUCUGGAUUUGAGCCUUCUGGGGCCAAACUCUACGCCAAAUAUUGAGUGACGGGCAUCAAAGGUUUUUUUUAGCAUUUCGGUAUGUUCGUGGCCUUUCCUACAUGAGUCAGGGUUUGUGAAACCUGCGGCCCUGUGAAGAUUUUCUAUGGGGGUUGAUUUCGUGAAGCCUGUCACUAUCCUGCAUGUUUCAUUCAAGCUAAUAUCUACCUUUUUGCAUUGGCGGAUCUGCACCAUACCGGGCAGGCAUAUUCGGCAGUUGAGAAGCACAAAGCUUGGACUGAAGUUCUGACGACAGUAGGUUUGGCACCCCAUUUGCUAUUGGACAGCUUUCUUAUCAGGGAAUUUCGUGCUUCUACUUUUUUACGUGUUUUUUCGCAAUGAUAUUUAUAUCUCAGUGUUCUGCCCAGCACGGUGCCAAGGUAGGUGGGAGUAUCUGUGUGUUCUAGUAAUGUCCCAUUCCAGGUAACAUUGAGCCUGUACUUUGCCUGCCUCGAGUUGAGAUGGAAUGCACUCACUUGAGUAGCCUCCUGAAAUGAGGUGAACGAGAGUUGUAGCUCAGCGCACCCCACGCCGUAAAGUGUAUAUAGGGGCCAGUGUGCCUCAAAUGCAAACACUCUACGAGAUAGUGCUUACGAGGUCUAAGCUGCAUGUAGAAUCUGCUUUCGUAGCUGAAAACCACAGCACACCAUUCCACCUUCCAAGUUAUCCUCUGACGGCACUAGUCGAGUCGCGCACUUUGAUGCUGUCACGUGAGUAGGAGACGGGUUAGAGGUGUGCGUGCCCGCAGUCCCAGUGGUAAUAACUGAUUCGCAACACUUCGUGUUGAACACUUGCACUCACGAGCACCCUGGGUUGUACGUAUAUGCCCUGCUACCCCCUGGAGUUUGCUUUCGUCGCCUCCUUCGGCACCUCGAUUUUUCACUCCCUGCAACCUUUAGAGGGGGCGCGAGCCGAACGCCACCUCGGCUCCGGGCUCAGGUUUGCGUUCACCUCGACCUCAGCUCGCUCCCGAAGGAGGUUACCCCAGCUUCGGUGUACUGCUCGCGGUUUGUCGAACUUUGUUCGAAGUUCGUUAAUCCGAUCUUCAUUUAUACAGAUAGCUCUAAGACCGAUGACGGUGUUGGGUGUUCUUUUAUUGUCGGGACACACAGUUUCAAAUACUGGCUCUGUGGCCAUUGUUCGGUCUUCACAGCUGAGCUAUUUGUCCUCUAUCGGGCUGUUCUGUACAUCCGCCUCCAGCGACAUUCUGCUUGUGUCGUCUGCUCCGAUUCCCUGUGCGCCAUCCGGAGCCUCUGUGAUCCAUAUGCGGUUCACCCUUUCGUGCACUGGAUCCGACGAUCUCUUCGGCAGCUAGCAGACGACGGUUCUCCAGUUACCUUUAUGUGGUUUCCCGGACGUAUCGGUAUAUCCCCGGGAACGGAGCUGCAGAUGCCGCGACCGAGGCUGCUGCCCUCCGGCCUCGGACAGCUUCUUGUUGUGUGCCUUCGCCUGAGUUUAGCGGGAUCAUUUGUCAGCGCAUUUUAUCGCUGUGGCAUGCCGACUGGUCUAUACUUCCUGAAAACGAGCUUUGGGCCUCGAAACCUCUUCCCAUGGCUUGGACCUCUUCGCGCCCUUCUCGACGGGAGAAGGUCGUUUUGGCCCGGUUAAGGAUCGGACACUGCCAGUUCGGCCACACCUGCGGCUGUACCGGCGCCGUUCUGCCCGUGUGGGCAAUUGAUGACAGUAUGCCACAUUUUAACAUCCUGUUCAAAUUUUAAUAUACUGCGCGCUGAUCUCGGCCUGCCGUGUUCUCUGGAUGAAAUUUUAGCAGAUGACCCAGGAGCGGCAGCUCACAUUUUUCGUUUCAUCCACUUGACAAACCUGUCUAAGGACAUUUGAUUAUACUGUUUUCUUUUGCUCCCUUGCCUGUGAAUGUGCUUUUUAUAGUGUUGUCCUUUUUAGUUGCUGUUUUAACAUUGUGCCUCGCAGUGCACCUACAAUUUAGUCUAGAUGCUAAUGACCACUUUAGUUGUGCGCCCAAAAAAAAAACUUAAACAAAAAAAAGAACAAGCAUCCUUAUCUGUGCUAUGGUAGUUGUACAAUAUGCCACUGCUGCCUUUACAAUACAGUGAUUCUUGUGGACAUCUGUGGUGUGUGGAUGUCCAGAAUCACAUCUACGGGCAUGAGACUGUUCAUUUCACCACUGAUACCAGCAUUGUAGCACAACUGAUGCAGCACGUCCAACUUGUGUGGCAAUUCUCCAAAAGGAUCGGCCCCCACUCGGAUGGUCACAAUUUGAUCCCUUUCUAACACUCUCAGGUGGAUGUAGGAAGCAUGAGUGCAUCUUCUUGACACAGUUAACUUCUUGCUUCACAUGUUUGCACCACACUGAGCCUUCUCCUAUUAAAUGGUAGAAACAGAUGGUGCUCUGGAAGGUAUGCCACUAUAGUGUCUGUUGGCGGAUGGCGGCAUCAGUCAAGAAGAUGUUUAAAAAUCAAAUUUUUGGGCCAAAUAGUUUUUGUUAAAUCGAAUGUAAGUGUGUCAAAGCAGCCGGAACACCAUGUGUCUGCACAGGUGAGCAGUGCAGUGAUGACAAAAUCACGCAGAGUGCGGGAUGUGCGGAGCACGUCUCUGUAGCAGCGAAAGGGUUAAUGAAGAGAUAAAGCACUAGAAAUUUCAAAAAAUUACAUUGAAACGAUUAAAAUUCAUGAAGUAAGACACCUCAAUAUUGUUUUUAAAUAAAGAAAAUACUAAGCACCUCACAAGGUUUGAACUCAUAACUUUUCGCUUAGCAGCCCAACACCUUAACCAUUAUGCUAACGCAGCUCGUCAGUUAACAAAAGUCCUUGAAGACUCUAAAACGCAAAAUACUGACAAACACUGUUGAUAUAACUAUGAAUUACUCACGCUUUGUCGAAGUAUAAUAGGAAAUAAACAAUUACUGCUGUUCUUUAUUGCGAAAAAGCGGUUCGUGAGAUUGAUACAAACACCUUUCCUUGCUAUCGCCUGAAUUAGGAGGCUUAUUUCUUGUUUGGUUUAAUUAAUUAAUAGAAUAUGAAGCAAUUGGUAUAAAGAAUGGUUUUUCUGAACUUUCUAUAAAAGAAUGUCUGCUAUCAAGACAUUGCUUUUGUUCAAUUACUUUAUUUGUGACUGAACGUUUCUAAAACUGAAGACGCUCAUCCGUGUUCUGCACUGCAGUCGAGUUCUGGCAACACUGUUCUCUGUUCAGUGACUUACUGUGUUUUGUGACGUCAGAUGCGCAGAACGAACCUAAUCUCGGCCACCAUCAUAAAUGAUGCACACUAUAGUAUCGUGCUACAAAUCUAGAAACGUACAGUUCAAUCACAAGUUGAUUCUAGGAAUUUUUCACUGACGUGUAUCGGUCUUUCACCAUAGGUACUGCUUUGUGUGUGUUAUAUAAAUAUUUGUAUGAUGCCCUAUCUUCUGCUUAUUUAUGUUGGACAUUGUACUCUCAGCCAAAGCUGUUGCCUGUGUUUCAUCUUAGUCAUUUACACAGACUGACUUACUGAUCGCAGUCCGGUUUAUGUGAAAAGAAACACUUAUUUAAAUCCCCGCCUAAUGUUGAUUUGCAUGAACAAAUUAUGGAGACUGUGAUGUGUUCUGCCUCCCCUCCCCCCUUGCUUCCUCCCCCCCUCUUCCCUUUCUCCAUCUUUGCAGCAAGGGGACCUGAUUACUUUUGAGAUAAUUUUGUUCCUCUCGUCUGACUGUGCCGAGCUGUUCUGUUGGUGCACCUGUUUGUGGAUGUGUUUCUUGAGACCUUGAUAUUUUGUAGAUCCGAUUUAAUUCUGGACACAAUGGUGCCCCUCGGGGAACGGUGCAGCGCCAGCCAAUUGACUGAGGAAUUUGGCAAUUGUCCUAAACUUCCUUCCAAAAUACUCUGAAGGGCAUGUGCAUUCACCUGCGUGCUGGGAGCAAGUAACUUUUUCUUCUAGGCUGCGACAAUAGAUACUCUCUCUCUCUCUCUCUCUCUCUCUCUCUCUGUGUGUGUGUGUGUGUGUGUGUGUGUGUGUGUGUGUGUGUGUCAAGUAUUCCACUCAAGAUUUCAGCAAUAGUGUCACGUCUGGUUUCAUAGCUGUAUUCGUAACUAACGUUAGCAGUGACCACAAAGCAAAAAAUACCAUUUGAUAUCGAUAGAUACAGAUGUAGCCUAAAGAACCAACAAUAGCCCACUUAUCACAUUAAUGGCGAGAUGUCUGUCUCUGUUACUUUCUUAAUGAAUUGUGAAUUCACACGUGACAUUUCUGUUAUCGUGGCCCUUGCCCCUUUGACAUUAAUAUCUUGUGGCACAACUGUAGCACUAAUUUUUAUCUGCAUCUGUGGCCACAUGUGUACUCUGUAAGCCACCGUAUAGUGUGUGACGGAGGGUACCUUUUACCAGAACUAGUCAUUUACUUCCUGUCCCACCCAAAAACUGAUGGAAAAAUGAUUGUCCAUGUGCCUCCAUAGGAGCCCUGGUUUGUCUCCUCUUGUCCUUUGCUGUCCUCACAUGUAAUGUAUCUUGGCGGCAGUAGAAUUGUUAUGCAGUCAGUUGCAAAUGUUAGUGUAUAUAUAUAAAAUAGAGGGGAAACAUUCCACGUGGCAAAAAUAUAUCUAAAAACAAAGAUGAUGUGACUUACCAAUCAAAAGCCCUGGCAGGUCAAUAGACACACAAACAAACACAAACAUACACACAAAAUUCGAGCUUUCGCAACCGGUGGUUGCUUCGUCAGAAAAGAGGGAAGGAGAGGGAAAGACGAAAGGAUGUGGGUUUUAAGGGAGAGGGUAAGGAGUCAUUCCAAUCCCGGGAGAGGAAAGACUUACCUUAGGGAGAAAAAAGGAUAGGUAUACACUCGCGCGCGCACACACACACACACACAUAUCCAUCUGCACAUACACAUACACAGACACAAGCAGACAUUUUCUACCUUGUGUCUGUGUAUGUGCGGAUGGAUAUCCGAAUUUUGUGUGUCUAUCGACCUGCCAGCACUUUUGUUUGGUAAGUCAUAUAUAUAAUAGAAAGAAACUUCCACAUGGGAAAAAUAUGUUAAAAACAAAGAUUCCAAGACUUACCAAGCGGGAAAGUGCCGGCAGACAGGCACAUGAACAAAACACACAAACACACACACAGAAUUACUAGCUUUCGUUCGCAACCGAUGGUUGCUUCUUCAGGAAGGAGAGGGAAAGACGAAAGGAUGUGGGUUUUAAGGGAGAGGGUAAGGAGUCAUUCCAAUCCCGGGAGCGGAAAGACUUCCCUUAGGGGAAAAAAAGACAGGUGUACACUCGCACACGCACACACACACACACACACACACACACACACACACACACACACACACACAUCCAUCCGCACAUACACAGACACAAGCCUUGGCUUACCCUCUCCCUUAAAACCCACAUCCUUUCGUCUUUCCCUCUCCUUCCUGAAGAAGCAACCAUCCCUUAUUACCUGUUUUAUAGAUUCUUAUUUUUGUUUUGUCCUGCUGUACAUUAGCUUUAAGGAAGAAAAGUAUAUCUCAUCUGCUCCCUUGUGUUAUGUUUAAAAUUUACAGCUGCAACCAGACACUUGACAUUAUGAGUUAGAAAUUUUCUUCAGACAGGUCUCCAUCCUUUCUUCCCCUUUCCCUUUAUACAGUGCUAGCACAUUUUCCAUUUACUGGUGUGGGAUCACUGACCCAGAUUGUCUUGCCCGGUAUGUCAGUGUUGCAUUGGACCUGGGACAUGGUCAUUUCUGCCACACUUUUCUGCUCUGAGACAAUAUCUUUAGCAAAACCCAUCCAUUUGCCUGACUUUUUUUAGAGAAACUACACAAAAAUACUGUGGUGUAGCAUUUUUUUUUUUUUUUCCAGAUUUGAGUUGCUGUUAGAUACGUGUAACAGUAGUUUUACCAUUGCUUCUCAUGUUGCUCAUUUGAAUUCCCAUUGCCAAUACUGUAUUUACUGCUCUAAAUUUAUUUUUUUAAAAGUUAUUUCCUGUACACCACUUUUCAAGAAUAAAUAUUUGACCCCAGUUGUAGUUUAACAUGUAGUGUUUCCUCUGUGCUUCAGAUACAUUGAGAGCUUGUACUUAUCUAAUGUGUUGUAGCUUCAGGCUUCAACACCAUUCUCAUUCUGAAAAGUCCCUCUAGCUUCCUUUAGAAAGUUCUCAGGAAGUCUAAGCAUCUCCAAUGUAUGCAGACUUUGUGAGGUAUGCGUAAGGUAAACUGUGGCACAUGUCCGGAAUUUGACACAGGUAUUUUAUUGUACACAAAUGAAACUGCAUUUGGCUCUCAUUUAAAACCUUGCACACUAAAAGUAAGAUGUACAGAUGGACAUCUUUAUAUCUUUCACGAUGUUCCUGAAAGGUACCAUUUUAAUACACAUGAAGAGCUUGAAAUUUUUACGAAUUUAAAAGCAAUACCCACACCAGUUUCUGAAAAGAAAAAGCAAUUUUUAUAACAAAGCCUUUUUCCAAGUAUUUUCUGAUCUCUUAUGCUGUAGCUUCUGCCAGUGUUCUGCAUUUUCCUCUGUCGGAAUUUCUUAUUCUGCCGGCUCACACUCGUUUAAUUGUAAUUAAAUUAAACAACUGUUCAUUCUGGCUGUUUAGUGUAACUACAGUUGCGAUUGCCAGCUACCAGUUUACUACUUGUGGAUAACAUCUGCAAAUGGCCGUCAUCUAUCCUUCUUCUAUAAUAGUGUACACCUGGUGUAUCUAGACUAGUAGUCAUGUAAUGUUUUACUAGUUUUCACCUUUAGAAUGCUUCCUCUCCCAAUGUUUUUUUAUAUUGUGAAUAUUUUUUACCUUAGAUUUAUGGUUUGAUUUAUGAACUUUAUACCAUUACAUAAUCAGCUGUAGGCUAGAGUUUCAACAAUCAGAGUGCAGGCACAUUAACAUAAUGGAUACUUCUCUGGGCCUUUCACUGAGUGAUAUGGUGCAGUGAUGACCAAAUCGACUCACGUUCAGGAGAAGGCAGUUCAAACCACUGUAUAGCUGUCCAGAUUUAGGUUUCCCAUGAUUUUCCUAAACGGAUCCAGGCAAAUGCCAGAUGGUUCCUUCAAAAAGGCACAGCUGAUUUUUGUUCCCCAUGUUUGAAACAAGUUGACCUUGUACUCCAUCCCUAAUGAGCUCUAUGUCGACGGGACAUGUAAAAGUUAAUUUGAUUUGAAAUUUGGUUACACACACACUUUCACUUCUGUUUUGAACAGAUCAGCUACUGAAGCCCUUGCUAAUAAGUUGAAACCAGUAAUGGCGCCUUUUUUGUGACCUGAUGUUGAAAUAUACAAUGUAAAUAAUGAGUAUCAGUGUCAACAACUUUGUGAUAAUACACUGCAAAAUUGUGACAGAGAAAAUGUGACAGUCAUCUAUUUACAAGUAGAAAGGCAUUGCAACAAUUUUUAUUCUGAGUUUAGGAAUAAAUCUUGUCAGUGAAUAUAUUGUAAAACAUGUGAGAAUUGUGCUGCAUAUUGAAUCUCCUCAAUUACAUCUUCAUUUUAUAAUAUAUGAACCUUAAUUGCACAAAAAUGCUGUACAAAGUGUUUUCGUUGAAGAUAACACGUUAACGAUAGCGUACAAAUUUAUGAAGAGAUCUGACAAAGAUUUUUUUUUCUAUCAUUUAUCAGAUUUUAAACCUAGGCAACUUGUAUUGUAGAAUAUAUUUAACUCAAUUUUGACUUCCACGUAAAGAAAAUUUUUUACCUGUUUUAUUCAAGUCAAUUUACAACUUUGAACCAAAUUUUUUUUCUUGCCACAUUGUACAUUAUAUAUGUAAUAUUACACAAUUUCUAAUCCAAAGAUAUAUCACUUUGAUAGUGGGCUACAACUAAAAUUGAAUAAUGUAACAAUAGCUCUCAUUGUUUUCUUCCAUUGUAACCAAAGAUAAUAUUACUAUGUGUAUUAUUUCCGUUUAAUUGUGCAUAAUAGCCAGCCUGUUUAAAAAGCCAAAGAUCAGUUGCAUUUUAAGGAAUCGUAAAAAGAAGUGAAUCUGUAGCUGCGUCUUUGGUAUUAUAUUCAGACAAACUGAAGUACACUUUCGCUUCUUAACACAUAAUCUGUAAUUUUAAGAACUGUAUUAUCAACAAGAGUGAUUCUGUAGUAACCAAAGAUUUGUACAAUCGCUUGAUAAUUUGCCGAAUUAUAUUCUUAAGCAAUUAUUUAAAUCUAUUUUGUGUAAUGGAGUCAAAGAAAAAGUAUGAACUGUAACAGAGGAUCAUUAUAUAUUUUCUGUAUUUUUUUUAGAUAUACAGAUGUUUAUUUUUAUUGAAAUAUUUACUGUACAGGCAUGAUGUACACUAUUUUUAUAAUUAACAAUGUUCUCUUUGUUUGGAGAUGCUUAUCUACACACACUGCGUUUGUUUCUCUGACAAUGACCAAGUUAUGUGGUCCAUACACUGUAACAAAUAAAGCAGCUUUAAACAAUA